GUUUGGUCACAAGUGCCUUGGCGAGAUCCAUCCGAAAAGUCGGCCCAGCACAGGGUCCUCCCCAGCAUUCCUCAGCCCAGCCCACUCGCUUCAUGCCGCAAGACUCCUCCCCCCUCCAUCGGCCUUCUUUUUCACCCUCGUGCUCUACAUACACUACGAUUGGCCCUCAGUGUUGGUUGUGAGGGGAUCCGUCCAAGGUUCUGCUGA
This is a messenger RNA of Colletotrichum costaricense, 207 nucleotides long. RefSeq lists its product as uncharacterized. NCBI's taxonomy places the organism in Eukaryota, Fungi, Ascomycota, Sordariomycetes, Glomerellales, Glomerellaceae. The transcript has a single exon. The record is from RefSeq and is a predicted model, not a curated record. The annotation marks the transcript as partial.